UUUGAUUAGUCCAGUCUCGUGUCUUACGUGCGACGAACAUUUUGCAAUCGACGUAUUGAACAUAAAUUAUAAUUUUAACGAACUAUUAACGUAUAAUUUAAACGUAAAUAAUUUUAAAAUGGAAAGAGCUGAAGAUCGAGUUGCAAAAAUGUUUGCUAACAAAGUUAUUCUCAUAACUGGUGUCACAGGAUUUGUUGGAAAAGUGCUUUUGGAAAAACUAUUGAGAUCAUGUCCUCAUAUUAGGAAGAUUUAUGUUAUUAUCAGGCCCAAGUAUAAGAUGACUUCGGAGGAACGUUUGGAGAAGAUAUUUAAAUCAGCGUUAUUUGAUUUAUUUAAACAAAAUCCAUCAUCACACCAACAAAUAUCUCAAGUGUUCGCCAUCCAAGGCGAUAUCUCAGCCACGGACCUCGGUUUGAGUGCCACUGAUCGCUUUAAGUUGCUGUCUGAAGUAGAUAUUGUGUACCAUUGCGCUGCGCUCCUGCGCCUGGACGAGAGCCUGAAGACCUCGGUGUUGAUGAAUGUGCGAG
Molecule: messenger RNA, 527 nt
Organism: Dalotia coriaria
Lineage: Eukaryota; Metazoa; Arthropoda; Insecta; Coleoptera; Staphylinidae
Product: fatty acyl-CoA reductase 2-like
Exons: 2
Biological process (GO): long-chain fatty-acyl-CoA metabolic process
Cellular component (GO): peroxisome
Molecular function (GO): alcohol-forming very long-chain fatty acyl-CoA reductase (NADP+) activity
Source: RefSeq, a predicted model, not a curated record